Messenger RNA from Alligator sinensis (Chinese alligator), 636 nucleotides. RefSeq names its product IGF like family receptor 1 (gene IGFLR1). The transcript is spliced from 2 exons. The annotation marks the transcript as partial. The record is from RefSeq and is a predicted model, not a curated record. Lineage: Eukaryota; Metazoa; Chordata; Crocodylia; Alligatoridae.
GCAGGGGGUGCUGCAAUCCCCCUGGUGCUGAUACUGCUGCUGGUUGCCCUGGUCGGGGUUGCCCUGGUUGUUGCCCUCCUGCUAGUGGCUGCCUGGCGCAAGAGGAAGUCAGCGCCCGGUCCAGGGGCAGGACUUGAGUUGGUGGCGGAGGUGGAGCCGGAGCCGGAGCCGGAGCUGGAGGUAGAGCUGCCGGCGGGGCUGCGGGUGCUGCCCCUGCAGGUGCUGCUGGACGACGCAGACACGCUGCAGGCACUGGCCGAGCUGCUGGACCCAGCGGGUGCAGGGGGUACGCGGGCGCUGGCCGGGCGCUACGGGCUGUCAGCAGCCUGGGUCGAACAUGCCUACUGGCUGCGCAGCGCCCGCAGCCCCCUGCGUGCUGCCCUGCAGGCUGUGGCCCCCCGCCGCCCCCAUGCCACCCUGGGGGGCCUGGCCUGGCGCCUAGCGGCCAUGGGGCGGCGCGACGCUCUGCAAGUGCUGGCUGGGCUGGAGGUGCCCCAUGCCGAGCCUGGCCCCACCCCCCCCAGCUCCCCAGGGGGCCCCGGGUGUUUGGGCAGGGAGAGCACCCUGGUCGAUGUCAUGGUGCCGGGAGAACCCAGCCUUCCAGGGGCCCCGGUCUGCUCUCAUGGCUUUGCUGGA